Messenger RNA from Pristis pectinata (smalltooth sawfish), 5995 nucleotides. RefSeq names its product Rho GTPase activating protein 42a (gene arhgap42a). Gene Ontology annotation, biological process: signal transduction. Gene Ontology annotation, cellular component: cytoplasm. Gene Ontology annotation, molecular function: GTPase activator activity; protein binding. The record is from RefSeq and is a predicted model, not a curated record. Lineage: Eukaryota; Metazoa; Chordata; Chondrichthyes; Rhinopristiformes; Pristidae. Bases 328 to 2970 code for a protein of 880 amino acids. The transcript is spliced from 24 exons.
GGCACCAGGCGAGGCGCGGACUCCAGACUCACAGUACGAAUCGAGGCAGAGUAGCAAUAUGACGGCUGCGAGGCAGAGUCAACUCUCUGCACCUUUGCCACUUUAAAUAAACCCCUCCCCAGCUCUUUAAGAAGAGCGUUUGCAGGAUUGUGAGCACUCGCUUCAAGCCCUGGACGUAAAAGAUUAAGAAGUUUGGGAUCUGUGUGUCCGAGCGUGUGGAAGUUGUGCGGCUGCAGCCCCGGGCUGAGGUGAGUGCUGCAGCGGGAAGGUUACCCGGGAGCCGAGGCGCGAGGCUGAUUGACGCGGCGGGAGCGCAGCACGAGAGCGAUGGGGCUCCCGACUCUCGAGUUCACCGACUGCUCGCUGGACAGCCCGGACUUCAGGGAUCGCCUCAAAGCACACGAGAUUGAGUUGGAGCGCACCAACAAGUUCAUCAAGGAGCUCAUUAAAGACGGCAUCAUGCUGAUUAACGCGCUGAAAAACUUGUCUGCAGCAGUUCAGAGAUUUUCACAGUCAUUGCAGGAUUUCCAGUUUGAAUGCAUUGGUGAUGCAGAGACUGAUGAUGAGAUAAAUAUUGCUCAGUCUUUUAAAGAAUUUGCACAACUCCUUCAUACUGUUGAAGAGGAGCGAAGAAGAUUGAUUCAAAAUGCCAAUGAUGUUUUAAUUGCACCACUGGAGAAGUUUCGUAAAGAUCAAAUAGGGGCGGCAAAAGAAGGAAAGAAGAAGUUUGAUAAAGAAAGUGAGAAAUACUACUCUAUAUUGGAGAAACAUUUGAAUUUAUCGUCAAGGAAAAAAGAAGCACAUUUACAAGAGGCUGACACACAAAUUGACAAGGAACGACAGAAUUUUUAUGAAGCUUCAUUGGAAUAUGUGUUCAAAGUUCAAGAAGUACAGGAGAAAAAGAAGUUUGAAUUUGUUGAACCUCUGUUGGCAUUCCUUCAAGGAUUAUUCACAUUCUACCAUGAAGGUUAUGAGCUUGCACAGGAAUUUGCACCAUACAAACAGCAGCUGCAGUACAAUCUACAAAAUACUAGAAAUAAUUUUGAAAGUACCAGGCAGGAAGUGGAAAGACUGAUGCAGAGGAUGAAGUCAGCCCCUCAGGAUUACAAACCACCUGGACAGUGGACAAUGGAGGGGUAUCUCUAUGUCCAGGAGAAGCGCCCCCUUGGGUUUGCCUGGAUAAAACACUACUGUACAUAUGACAAAGCAACAAAAGCAUUCUCAAUGACCUUAUGUGAACCAAAGUCAGGAGGAAAAUUGAAUGGCCUUGUCACAGCUUCAGAAAUUUUCAAACUGAAAUUUUGCAUUCGACGGAAGACUGACUCGAUUGACAAGCGCUUCUGUUUUGAUAUUGAAGUCGUAGAACGACAUGGCAUUGUUACACUGCAGGCUCAGUCAGAAGCAAAUAGAAAACUUUGGUUGGAAGCAAUGGAUGGAAAGGAACCGAUAUACACUCUGCCUCUUCUCAACAAGAAGGAAGAAUUGUACCUUAAUGAGGCAGGUUUUAAUUUUGUAAGGAAGUGCAUUGAAGCUGUGGAGAUGAGAGGUAUUAAUGCCAUGGGAUUGUACAGAAUGAGUGGAGUAAAUUCCAAAGUACAGAAGCUGAUGAAUGCAGUAUUUGCACCUAAAGCACCUCCUGAUAUGGAUCUUGACACUGAAUUGUGGGACAUGAAGACAAUUACAAGUGGGCUUAAAAACUACCUCAGGUGUCUUGUAGAGCCAUUGAUGACUUACAAGUUGCAUAAGGAUUUAAUUGCUGCUGUCAAGUCAGAUGACCAGAAUUACAGAGUGCGUGCUGUUCAUGCACUAGUUUAUAAACUACCAGAUAAGAACAAAGAGAUGCUUGAACUUCUGCUAAAACAUUUGGUGAAGGUGUCUACUCACAGUCAAAAAAACCUGAUGACUGUUUCUAAUUUGGGUGUUAUUUUUGGACCAACACUAAUGAGAUCCCAAGAGGAGACUGUGGCAGCGAUGAUGAACAUUAAAUUUCAGAACAUUGUGGUUGAGAUUCUUAUUGAGAAUUACGAAAAGAUAUUCAAUACACCACCAGAUCCAAAUGUUCCUCUUCCUCAACCUGAGCAGAGAUCUGGAUCCAGGCGAAACAAGGCAACUUGUCUGUCCACAGGUCCUAGAAGACCCAGAGGCAUCUAUACCCCCACCCUGUGCCUGGCAGAUGCAGACAGUGACACUUUCAGUAGCAGUCCGGACAGUACACCAAUGGGAAGCAUAGAGUCUCUCUCCUCUCAUUCAUCUGAACUAAACAAUUCCUCUAAAACCAGCUCCUCUCAACACCAUGUACAAAGAGAGAAAGGAGAUAAUGGAAUACCAUGGGUGCAAGCACCUGCUUCGUUACCUGGACUAAAGAGCACACUUGUUUGGACAACUAGCCCAGAAUCAAGCUCGAGUGAAGACACUGUUAAAACAGAUGGUCUGUCAGAUUCUCAGAAUCUAUUGUCUGUUUCUAAUGCAGCAAACAAACCUCAACCAUUAGGUCUGUGCAGUGAAGGACCCCACAAACAUACUGGGCUUAAACGAUCAAUAACCACUUCCCUAACUUCACUCCCUACAACUGAUGGUACUAAUACAAGAACCUUUAGCAGUUCUGUUCAGAACCUAUCUUCGAUGGAUUUAAAAGAUGCACUUAAAACUGGAUCCAACCCAGCACUUCCUCCAAAGAUGGCUGUUAGAAGAAGACUAGAUUCAACAGCAAGCAAUGGCUAUCAGAAACCAGGAUCAGUGGUUGCAUCCAGAACUCAGUUGUUUGAAAAUAUUGGCACUCCUAAACAAAAUUCUUCCAGACGCCAUGCCAAAGCCAUGUAUGCUUGCAAAGCAGAGCACAGCCAUGAGCUUUCUUUCCCGCAGGGGGCAAUGUUCACUAAUGUGCAUGCAUCAGUGGAACCAGGAUGGCUACAAGGAACAUAUGAAGGCAAAACAGGGCUAAUCCCUGCAAAUUACAUAGUCUUUCUUUGAUAACUGCUGACAAGACUAGAAAAUCUCCAUGGUAUCCAUGGUGAACAGACUGUUACAAACUGAGAAUGCUAUAUUCUAAUACAGUUCCACGUAUGUCAAACAGUCAGAGGUAGUGAACUGUUUGCACCUGCUGAAUAUAUGCCUUUUUAUGGUAUGAAGUAAAGGAUUGUGUUGUCCAUCAAUAAAUGUUUGCUUUAACAAAAAUACUAAUCAUAUCAGCCAUAGUUAUUGACAAAUAUUCAUCUUGCAACAUUGGAAAUGGAAAAAAGUGACCAAAUUUAAGUAUAUAUAAAUAGGCAUACACAUAUUUUAUAAGUUGUUAUGUUUGUAUUGUUGACUUCCUGUUUGGAGAGCCUAUAGCAAAUAUGAGCUAUGAUGGAAUUUUUAUCUUGAUUUUUUUUUUGCAGUUGGUUAAAAGAUAUCAUAUUAGAUGGAGAAAGAAGAAAUUUAUACGUAUUGAUUUAUUAUACCUUCACAAAUUAUGCAUUUAUUUACAUUCUUAUUUGAAAUAGCUGCAGUGUUUUUCUUUCAGGCAAAUUUCUGCUGUUUUUCCAGCCUACAAAUCAUCCAACAUAUUUUUAAUCAAUUAACUUAAUUGAUCACUCUGUGAACUAACUUUUACAGACAUGCGACUAUCCUUGACUUAAGUUUUUGCAAUAGAGUGUAGGGUACUGAUGGACACAUGUUUACAUGUCAUUUAUUGGAAAAUAACUCAAGACGUUGGGUACUUCCACGUAAUUCAAAAGAUACUUUUACCCAAAGAUGUCUUCAGCUAUAUUAGAAUUGGUAACUGCUGGUAAUUUUUUUUUACUUUAAUACUCAAGUAAUAAAACAUCACCAAUUUAUAAUUUACUUUUGUAAAUGGAGAAUAGAUGCAUAUGGAUUGUAAAUUUAACAUAUUUUGUUGACAAACUACUUGUGUUGUCUAAGUACUUGAGGACCGGUAAAUCCAUUGAGACUACCGCAGUGAUACUAUAUGAGCAUUCAGUCUUGGAUUAUCAGUGAAUUGCUUCUAAAUUUUUCUGAGCAUGUUCAAUGUUCAUAAGGCUAACCAUUUAUUAAGAUCUGAUGAUUGUUAAUAAGGAAUAUAUUAUCCAUCAUGCAAUUUCAGUUUCUCCUUCUGGCAAAAUAAUAUUGAUUAUGUUUUAGACAUAUGUUCACAAUUUACCUUUUACACAUCUGAAGUUGUUUUGUUUCUGCAACUUAAAUUUAAAAUGUAAUUUUUUGGGGGUGAAAAUUGUCCCCAUAAGAUUUAUUACUUUUAAGUGAAAGGAGCAGAGAUGGAAUUAUGCCAGCUUUAACGAAACAAAAAAAUCGCACUUUUUUACUCUAAUUUUAUUUUUUCCCAAUACACUGGUGUAUUGGUGACCUGUUUGAAUGUUGGUUUUCUUUCUUAGAUAUAUAUAACAUUCAGUGAUAACAUUCAUAGUUUUAAGUAUAUAUUGUCAAAUACUUAGUUUUAGUGUAUUUAAUAAUUAUUAAUACCUGUCACCAAAUGUAUAGUGUGUUCAACUGAAAUGUUUUCUGAUCAUUCAGAUUUAUUUGUAUAAAAUUACGUGAUUAUACCUGUGGCUUGGCAUAUAAUUUAUACUGCUGUUUGAAAGUACUUGUAAUGGAAUGCAACAUAUAUAAAAAAGUUUUGGACAUAGUUUAAAAACUGAUAAAAAUAUGAAAUUGAAUUUGGCAGUCAGCAGAUUGUGGGCCUGCUUAUAUAUUUGGGAUGAUGUAAAUCUUCAUUACAUAACCCAAUGUAAACUAAUCCCUGUUAUGAUCACAAAUGGUAUUUAUGUGGUAGCUUAAUGAAUUUUACAACUUAAUUUGAGUGGAAUUUAUGGAGUAGAUUGGCAGAUUAUGCCAAUCACUUGUAAUUACUACACUUUGUGCCCAUUGGAAAUCCACUGAGAAAUCGCAUUUCCAAUGUAAAUCUAAAUUUUAAAACAUUCUAUUUUCUGAAGAAACAAGUCUCUUACAAUGAGAUUUCUAUUGAUUUCUAUCUCAAUAUAAAUGGAAAAUAUGAGGCUUUGGAACUUGAUUUAACUAAGUCUCAAUCUAGCCCCUUUGAUCUAAAACAGGGGAACAUAAUAUUUUGGUAGAACAAAAGUUCAACAACACAUUUGUUGAAUACAGAUAUAAAUUGUGUGAUGCUGGAAUGUAAUAUGUUCCAGAACCAAAUCAAUUACCACAUAAUAAAUUUAGCACUAGAUUGGUUGAUUAACAAUACAAGAAAAAUGUUUUAGUGGUAACGUACAGCAACUUGGUUCGGAUGUGAAAUUUCAAGGCAUAUAUUGAAAUUUCUAAUAAUAUAAUUAAGAACAUUCAAUGUAAACAAUAGGUGUUGAAAUAUGAAAGGUUUCACCUUUUUCAUGGAGUGCAAUAUUGAUGGUAUGCCAGUAUCAAGAACUUAAUGAUGCUUGUCACAAAUAACAGAUCAGAACUAUUGUUUAAAACUUCUGUAAUAUUCAUGAAUCAUAAAGGUCUCUUAACUAUCAACAACUGAUAAUGUCAUGAUAGAUAUAUUUUUACUUUUAUGAUUUUCAGCAAGGUGAGAAAUGAAGCAACAGAAUAUUAAUUUGAUUUGAUCCAUAGAUAACUAGCAAUUGUGAAACUCUCAGUGAAAAUAUUGGUAAUACAUUUUAUUAUUUUUCUCAAAAUGUUCUCCCUUGUGGUCAUGGGAUAAAUUGCUAAGUUCAAAAUUACCAUAUCACAUUUGAGUAAAGAUCUGAACUUUAGGCACCUAUCCAGAAGAAAACUGGAAGAAAGCUCCUGCAAUUCAUUUCACCAGGACCCAAAACAACCAUCUGAGAAACCAGAUUUUUUCCUAUCUAUCUAAGCUGGAUUCAACUCUGAGCUAAUAAAGAGAAAUAACUGUUUGCAAUUAAUUACUUCACAAAGCUCUUAUGGAAUAUAAAUUAUGUGAUGUAUUUUUAGAAGAAAAAAAUGCAUGCUUGCCUUUCCUGUGUCCAGUAUUUAAUGUCACGCAAAGUUGCCCCUUUCUUGAAAUAAAUGGUCACAAGUCUGUAUCCAA